GCCACUGACUCCGGAGACCAGCGGCAACAAUCAGCUGACGCCAUCAACACAUCCUCCAGCCCUCGGCGCCACACACGUCUAGUCCACCUACAAAACACGCCAAGUUCUGGCCUCAUUUCUGACAUAAGCUUCAUAUAAGGCGGAAACAACAGCAGCAGCAACAUUAAGGACCUGUCACAUUACUUAGCGUGACGCGUCGCCCAACACUUCUCGUGUAGUUUUGUCGAGGAGGAAACCUUUACACAAACUGCUCUUGAUUUACCUGAGACUCGUGGCCUCGACGAGGACAGGAAGCCGGCGGCUUGUUGAAAGUUCCCUCCCAAUUGUCCUGAUGGUCUUUAAAUAUCAUAAAGAAGAUGAAGAAGGAAGACCCAACUUACAGAUGCGUCACAUUCCAAUAUGGUUUGGAGUGUGAUUAAGAGCAGUGUGAUGAGUCAGUGGUCGUGGGGCAGCGUAGGAGUGACGACCUUCACUACAGGUCGUGAGCAACACUGAUGCAACAUCAAAGGCAACACCAUAUAGUUGAGUGCCAAUGUGAGGAAGCACACAGGGAGAGAGAUGUUGCAGCUCAUCAUUACGCAGCAAGAAGAACACCUGAUGUGCCAAUAACCAGUGUUGAAAGCUCCUGUGACAAAAAUGGAAUUCAUCAUGUAGUGUCAUCACUGAACGUGAUAAAUAUGGUGGAAUAUUUUUCAUGGAAGUCAAGCUCUUCAGUAUAUCCUAAAAAUUAACUUUGAGAAAUGUAUUUGAUGUAAAUAACCAGGCAACUUACGCGAGAACAAAUGCCUAAAAGUUCAUAGAGGAGAGAGUUUAUAUUCAUAACAAUGUGCCUAGUUCAAUUAAAAAAGUGUAUCGGUCAAAGAAAUAUUUGAGUGUUAUCAGGAUAUAACACACAUAUUCAUAUCUAACAUAUUGUUAUGAUAAACCUCAGCCUACAGUACAUAAUGGAAGAUAAUAGGGAAGAUAACUUAUGGAGGUCGCAGUGUCUAAAAGAUUUCAGACAUAAACCAAGUUUGUUAAGACAGGUGAAAGCUUAUUCAGUAGAGAAACCCUAUCAGUGUUCAAGGUGUCUGAUGUACUUUGCAUUACAAUCUGAUCUUGUACAACACAUGAUGGGUCAUGCCAUAGAAAAACCAUAUCAGUGUUCAGAGUGUCAAAGGCAAUUUAAUCGAAAAUCACAUGUAGUAGCACAUAUGAGAAUUCAUUCAGGAGAGAAACCAUAUCAGUGUGAAGUUUGUUUAAAAGAUUUUUCAUGUAAAUCACUUUUAACAAAACAUAAAGUAGUUCAUUCAGGAAAAAAACCAUUUCAGUGUCUAGUAUGUCUAAAAAAAUUUAGAGUAAAGUCAAAUCUAACUGUACAUAUGACAAUUCAUUCAGGAGAGAAACCUUAUGGGUGUUCAUUAUGUGAGAAAGCUUUUUCAUUAAAAACACAUCUAACAAGUCAUAUGAAAUGUCAUACAGAGGACAAACCAUACCAUUGUCCGGAGUGUCUGACUGAGUUUAAACGAAAAUCAAAUUUAGCAGCACACAUGAAAGCUCAUUCAGGAGAGAAACCACAUCAGUGUCCAGUAUGUGGAAAAGAAUUUUCAUUAAAAUCCCACCUAGUAAGUCAUGUGGCAGUGCAUUCAGGAGACAAACCAUAUCAGUGCUCAGAAUGUUUAAAAUAUUUUUCACGUAAGCCUGAUUUAGUAAAGCAUAUGAUGAUUCAUACUGGUGAGAAACCAUAUAAUUGUAUAGAGUGUGUGAAAACCUUUUCACGAAAAUCUGAUCUAGAUAAACAUAUGAGGGUUCAUACUGGAGAGAAACCCUAUCAGUGCUCAGAGUGUCCAAAAAACUUUGCGCAAAAAAUUCAUCUGGUGCAACAUGUCAGGCUUCAUACAGGGGAGAAACCAUAUCAAUGCAUGGAAUGUGCAAAAUCCUUUUCAUAUAAAUCAACUUUGGUAAAACAUAUGAAAGUUCACCCAAAAGAAACACUAUAUUGAUGAUCAGAAGUGUUGAAAUAUUUAAAACUAAUUUAAUCCAGUAUUUCAAUUCAGUUAAUGCAAAAGGGAAAAUUUAAGAGUUGGUCUAUAAUCGAAUAUCGAUACUCUGUAGCAAUCCAUUUUAGGGUUUAUGACAGAAAGUAAGCAAUGCAUAGCCCUUUGCUGAGAGCAUUUCCUGUACCUCAUUAUCUAUCUACUCAAUGACUUUCAUUAUCUAAUUUCUCACUUUCAUAGAAUGGAGAGGCCUUAAAUUAUAGAAAAAUGGUGAAUAAAACAGUAUGGUGAAAAAAAGGUUGUACAUAUUAAUAAUCUUUUCUGGGGGGAGCCCCGUCGGCUCCCCGGAGCU
This is a messenger RNA of Procambarus clarkii (red swamp crayfish), 2328 nucleotides long. Its product is annotated as zinc finger protein 271. The record is from RefSeq and is a predicted model, not a curated record. Gene Ontology annotation, cellular component: nucleus. Gene Ontology annotation, molecular function: DNA-binding transcription factor activity, RNA polymerase II-specific; RNA polymerase II cis-regulatory region sequence-specific DNA binding. Gene Ontology annotation, biological process: regulation of transcription by RNA polymerase II. NCBI's taxonomy places the organism in Eukaryota, Metazoa, Arthropoda, Malacostraca, Decapoda, Cambaridae.